AUGGGUGGCUUUGGAGUCUCACUUCAAAGGCACCAGUUCGUCCUCCUCGUGCUCUUUCUUUUGCACAUUCAGAGUCUGGGUCUGGACAUGGAGAGUCAUCCUACCACUGAAGUCUGUGCCACACACACCAUUUCACCAGGACCCAAAGGAGACGAUGGUGAAAAAGGAGAUCCAGGAGAGGAGGGAAAGCUCGGCAAAGUGGGACGCAUGGGGCCAAAAGGAGUUAAGGGAGAACUGGGUGAUGUGGGAGACCAAGGCAACAUUGGCAAGACUGGGCCCAUUGGCAAGAAGGGUGACAAAGGGGAAAAGGGUUUGCCCGGGAUUCCUGGAGGAAAAGGCAAAGCAGGUACUGUCUGCGAUUGUGGAAGAUACCGGAAAGUUGUUGGGCAACUGGACAUUAGCGUUGCUCGCCUCAAGACAUCUAUGAAGUUUGUCAAGAAUGUCAUAGCAGGAAUUAGGGAAACGGAUGAGAAAUUCUACUACAUCGUGCAGGAAGAGAAGAGCUACAGGGAAUCCCUGACCCACUGCCGGAUCCGGGGCGGCAUGCUAGCCAUGCCCAAGGACGAAGCUGCCAACACACUCAUCGCGGACUAUGUAGCCAAGAGUGGCUUCUUCCGGGUCUUCAUCGGGGUGAAUGACCUUGAGAGGGAGGGACAGUAUGUGUUCACGGACAACACCCCACUGCAGAACUACAGCAACUGGAAGGAGGGAGAGCCCAGCGACCCCUAUGGUCAUGAGGACUGUGUGGAAAUGCUGAGCUCAGGCAGGUGGAAUGACACGGAGUGCCAUCUUACCAUGUACUUUGUCUGUGAGUUUGUCAAGAAGAAAAAGUAACUUCUCUCAUGCUACACAUUGGUUAUUCCCUGUGACUACCAUUGCUGUUCUUUUUAAUCUAUCCUUUUCUUUCUAGUUAUGCUAUAUUUGUUCUGACUCAGGACAAGUGGGAAAUGCUAAAUUGAGGUUUGGAAUCUCUAUCGCCCUGUUCUUUGGUGACAGUUUUAGACAUUUGUUUAUAUAGUAUAGUAUUGAGCCAACAGCUUACAUGGGUCUCAAGAGAGAGUUUGAAUUGCUAGUUUUGUGGGAGGUGGUUGUUUAUGCCUCAAAUAAA
This is a messenger RNA of Eptesicus fuscus (big brown bat), 1108 nucleotides long. RefSeq names its product collectin subfamily member 10 (gene COLEC10). Lineage: Eukaryota; Metazoa; Chordata; Mammalia; Chiroptera; Vespertilionidae. The transcript has 6 exons. The coding region runs from base 1 to 834 and encodes 277 amino acids. The record is from RefSeq and is a predicted model, not a curated record.